GUACGAUAGAUGCUCUGGGAUGCAUCCAAGUGCCCUCAACUUUUAUGAACAGGUAUGCCGCGUUACUACAUUUUCUCCUUUGUCCCUAUAGUACCGCAGCUGACUAUACUUUACAAUCGGAGGGCAUGCGAUCCAACACCUUGCAGGUCCUCAAAGAGAUAUACGUUUACAACCACCACCUCCACGCUAACUACCGCCCUCGAUCCGAGACCGAAAAGACGCUACAGCAACAUCUGCGUCAUUUACAGCAGAGCUGCAGAGAGCGCGUCGAAAUGUUGGAAGAUCUGUCGCGAGGCUCUGGAACAGCGCCCCUGCUGUGGAGGUGAAGGCGCCGAGAAAGAGAAUUAUGACUAGCGUGAAAGGAAACGGAGUGGGAGUGAGAAUGAGAUGGGAGACAUGGCGAGAGGAGUGGAUAUGGGCGUCAGAAUGCCCCGGCGCUUUCUAGAGAACAUGAAGGCGAGUGCUGGGGCUAAUGGCUUU
This is a messenger RNA of Mytilinidion resinicola, 480 nucleotides long. RefSeq lists its product as uncharacterized. The transcript has a single exon. The record is from RefSeq and is a predicted model, not a curated record. Lineage: Eukaryota; Fungi; Ascomycota; Dothideomycetes; Mytilinidiales; Mytilinidiaceae. Bases 45 to 326 code for a protein of 93 amino acids.